Oldenlandia corymbosa var. corymbosa is the source of this 978-nucleotide messenger RNA. The record is from the annotation of a GenBank genome assembly. NCBI's taxonomy places the organism in Eukaryota, Viridiplantae, Streptophyta, Magnoliopsida, Gentianales, Rubiaceae.
AUGGAAGAUGUGCGGGCUAGCUGUGCUUGGGUCGCUGCUAAUUCUUCUCAUGUCACCGUCGACUACUCAGGCAUUGAAAAAGUUACUGAAGCUAUGAAAGAUUCCAUACCAAAAGUGGAGUGGGAUUUUGAAGGGAUUCACUAUUUCGACAAUGGCCCUCUGACUGUUCAAUACUUACUCGUUUUGGAUGCCCUGAACUUCUGUUUCUGGCCAGACAAGGAUAUGGACUAUGAUCACUUGGCAUCUGGAUUGAAAGCAGCUCUUGAGGAGGACAAGUUUGCAUUUGAUGUAGAUCGGCUCCAGAAGUACACUGGUCCCCAAUUACGCAAAAUGUUGAAUUGGCCUAGACCCCUUCCUUUGGAGGAUGAAAGGGUGCGCCUACUCCAUGAGCUUGGCCAAGAGCUGGAAAGAAGUUUUGAAGGAAGGGCAUCAAAACUCGUUGAGUCUUGUGGAAAGUCAGCUGUAAAACUUGUGCAACUCAUGGCCCAACAUUUCCCUGUUACAGUAAUGAUAUUUCAUCUAACAAUUCUCUACGAUUCACGUGAAUUUGGUGAAGGCUUCCGCGACCACACUAUGUACAAAGGUCACCAGAUUUUCCUGUAUAAAAGAGCUCAGAUAUUUGCUGCGGAUUUGUGGGGUGCAUUUAAAGGUCAAGGAUAUGGAGAAUUUAAUGAUGUAGGCUCCAUAACUAUGUUUGCAGAUUAUAUUGUCCCAGGGGUACUUCAGCAACUUGGGGUGCUGAAAUACAGUUCAUCUUUGGCUAGCACCAUUGAGAAACAAUGUGAGAUUUGCUCAGGCAGUGAGGAGGAGGUAGAGUUGAGAGCAUGCUCUGUCCAUGCAGUUGAGAAAAUGAGAGAAUUACUGAAUAAAACUUAUGGGAAGCAGGUUUUAAGUUUGGAGCUGGAUCUUUGGUUAUGGUCUGUUGGUACUCGUUGCCCGACUCUUCGACAUCAUCGAACACUAUCUAUAUACUAUUGA